CUUUUCUUUUUUUACGGUUUCGCAUUCCUUGUGUGGACAAAAGAAAGACACACUGACUGAACCAAAGAUCCUUUACAUACGGAAUAGGCUACCCAACCUUAUCCACUGAAAAAUGUCUAAACUACAGUUGUUGCGUUUAUUUUUAAAUGAGCGUUUAACGGAGUCUGCUGCUGAGGAGAUUUUCGAAGCAGUUGAGAAAGCGGUAGCGGAGUACCAGGAGGAGAAUGAUCGGCUACGGAGACUGCUGCGGUUCACACCAGAGAUAAAACUAUGUAGAAUAGACUCCCUGCAGCUCUCUCUCGCAGUCUCUGAAGAGGAGGUUCCCCCUGAGCAGCAGGAGUGGAGCUCCAGUCUGGGGCAGGAGGACCCAGAGCCCACACAGAUCAAAGAGGAACAGGAGGAACUCCGGAUCAGUCAGGAGGAAGAGCGGCUUCAAGGGUUGGAGGCUGAUAUCACAGAGUUCAAAUUCCCUCCUACCUGUGUGAAAAAUGAAUGUGAUCAGGAGGACCCACUUCAGUCCAUGACUGAACAGACUAUCGAGAACAGAGAGAGUGACUCCAAACCAGUGGAUCUCAAACCUUUCGGGACUGUGACCCACCUAAAGGGUCUCGACAUUCCCUUUGACCCUCCAGAUAGUCAAAACAAUGCCUCCAGCCACAGCUCAGCUACAAGCAGUGACCAAGUCGGACUUAACAGCAGCCCACCAUUGGAUCUAAUUGUGCACAAACUGGCUCACACUGGAGAGAAACCGUUUAGCUGUGGCGACUGUGGGAAAAGCUUCAGUCAAAAGGAACACCUAGGGAACCAUAUACGCAUUCACACAGGAGAGAAACCGUUUAGCUGUGGUGACUGCGGGAAAAGCUUCACUGUCAAGGGGAACCUAACUGUGCACAAACUGGCUCACACUGGAAAGAAACCAUUUAGUUGUGGUGACUGCGGGAAAAGCUUCUAUCAGAGCCAGGAACUAACUGCGCAUAUACGGACUCACACUGGGGAGAAAUCGUUUAGCUGUGGUGACUGUGGGAAAAGGUUUUAUCACAAGAUUACUCUAAACCGACACAUUCAGACUCACACAGGAGAGAAACCAUUUAUCUGUGGUGACUGUGGGAAAAGGUUUUAUCACAAGAUUACUCUAAACCGACACAUACAGACUCACACAGGAGAGAAACCGUUUAUAUGUGGUGACUGUGGGAAAAGCUUCAGUCAGAAGGAACACCUAGGGAACCAUACACUGACUCACACAGGAGAGAAACCGUUUAGCUGUGGAGACUGUGGGAAAAGCUUCAGGCAGAAGGGGACCUUAAAUACGCAUAAACUGACUCACACAGGAGUGAAAUCAUUUAUCUGUGGAGACUGUGGGAAGAGCUUCAUUCUGAAGGGGUCCCUAAAGAUGCAUACACAGACUCACACAGGUGUGAAACCAUUUAUAUGUGGAGACUGCGGGAAAGGCUUCUAUCUGAAGGGAGACCUAGGUAAGCAUAUACUGACUCACACAGGUGAGAAACCAUUUAGCUGUGGAGACUGCGGGAAAAGCUUCAGGCAGAAGUCGGCCCUAAAGACGCACACACUGACUCACACCGGAGAGAAGCCAUUUCACUGUGGAGACUGUGGGAAAAGAUUCAGUCAGAAUGGGGCCCUAAAGAAGCAUUUAUUGACUCACACAGGAGUGAAAUCAUUGUAGCUGUGGGGACUGUGGGAAAAGCUUCAGGCAGAAAAGACACCUAACUGAACAUAUUCAGACUCACCCAGGAGUGAAACAACAUGACGGCUCAGUGUGUGAUAGAACAUUCGUUAAGGCUCAUCUGCUGAAGCAUGUUAAUAAUGUCCUCGAAGAAAGAAACCGGGAGUAAAAAUAUAGCUGCAAGCAGCCACGAAAGCUCCUGGCCACAAUAUUUCUAGAAUUUUAAUUAGAGCAUUCUGUUAGUGAACCUUUUGAGCAAGAUAUUUUGCCACUUGUUUUUGAUACCGCCGGGAUAAGGGGCGGCAGCAUAGCCUAGUGGUUAGAGCGUUGGACUAGUAACCGAAAGGUUGCAAGUUUGAAUCCCCAAGGUCCAAAUCUGUCAUUCUGCCCCUGAACAAGGCAGUUAACCCACUGUUCCUAGGCCGUCAUUGAAAAUAAGAAUUUAUUCUUAACUGACUUGCCCAGUUAAAUAAAGGUAAAUAAAUAAGGAGUGACACUGCCGCAAAAAUAAAGGCUUUUUAACCAAUAACUUUUUUUCCCCCUCACUACAAAUCUUGUUACUGAAACGUACUCGCAGUUGAGAAGAUUUGUUAACAGUUUGACGUAAACAACUGAAUUGCAUUCUGUUUUUGGAGAUACUGACUCGUGCUUUGUAGUAGACCUUCCUUGUAGUGUCCUUAAGCCCCUCAAUUUUCUUGUAUUUUUAGUUAACGAGGCAAGUCAGUUAAGGACAAAUUCUUAUUUACAAUGACGGCUUACCCCGGCCAAACCCUCCUUUAACCUGGACGACUCUGGGCCAAUUGUGCGCCGCCCUAUGGGACUCAAUCAGUACUAAGUUGUUGGAUGGAUCAAAGAGAAGUUGAGUAGUUUGGGUUAAGCUGGGUUUGGUGUGAACAUGUAGUUUUGUUUUGACAAAAUGGACACUUUCUCUGUCAUCUUUUGAAUAAAAUUCUUAGCUUUUCACAAAUUCA
Messenger RNA from Salmo salar (Atlantic salmon), 2652 nucleotides. RefSeq lists its product as uncharacterized. The record is from RefSeq and is a predicted model, not a curated record. Lineage: Eukaryota; Metazoa; Chordata; Actinopteri; Salmoniformes; Salmonidae.